UCCACUAUUAACAACAACAAACGAACAUGCUCCUCUGAAACCAAACCUUUGCUUUAGGUUUAAUUGAACAUAUUGGUACAUUAUGCAGACACAUAAAUACAAUGUGAUAUCACACAAUAUAAAAUACAAAUAAAAUAUAAGAUCAGCCUAACUACAUGGACAGAUGUCUGGUGUCUUGCAGUAUUUCUUAAACUUAGAGAAAAUUAUCCUUUAUUGUUUAUUCAUAAAGAUCAUGAGCCCACCCUGGACCAGGAGGACCCAGUCCUUGUUCAGCCAACUUAUUACCUUACCCAUGCUGGGAGGAUGCUGGUGAGAGAGCUGGCAGUGUUAAACACACAGAUUUUCACGAUGGAGCAGCCUAUUUUCAUCUGUUUCACUCCAGCUAGGAGGAUGGUAUGGGAGGAACUGUCUUCUCAAAAUGAACAGUAUGUGGAUGAGGAGGUUGGGCAGUGGCCCUGUCUGGCUUUAAUCCCUUGGUCUGGACCCUUGCAUGUUCCUGUCUCUCCCAAACCAGUCUACUAUCUCACCCGUGCUGGGAGAAUUCUGGUGAGAGAGCUGGCAGUGUUAAACACACAGACUUCCAAAUUGGUUACUGAGGAGCCUACCUUUCACCUCACUGAAGUGGGGAGGCUAGUGCUUGACGAACUGUCAGCACCUUUAGAUAGCCAUUCACAGCCAAAUAGUGAAGACUCUCGUUUUCCCUAUGAGAAGUUGCAGCUGGCUGGGAACUGGGGUUCGUUUCAUUUCCAUUACUGGAAGAUCCAUUAUGGACGAGUGCAGCAAAAUGAAGAGGACUUGCAUCACCUGUGCAUUGUGAGGGGAGUGGAGAAACAGCUGUGGUGGAGCAGAGUCAUUCAGGAAAAAAUCCUGGACCCAUGGGGUCUUGUCCAGGUGGUCCUCACCAACAAGGGGAGCUGA
This is a messenger RNA of Coregonus clupeaformis (lake whitefish), 918 nucleotides long. RefSeq lists its product as uncharacterized. The transcript has 9 exons. The record is from RefSeq and is a predicted model, not a curated record. Bases 304 to 918 code for a protein of 204 amino acids. NCBI's taxonomy places the organism in Eukaryota, Metazoa, Chordata, Actinopteri, Salmoniformes, Salmonidae.